Phycomyces blakesleeanus NRRL 1555(-) is the source of this 321-nucleotide messenger RNA. RefSeq lists its product as hypothetical. NCBI's taxonomy places the organism in Eukaryota, Fungi, Mucoromycota, Mucoromycetes, Mucorales, Phycomycetaceae. Bases 1 to 321 code for a protein of 106 amino acids. The record is from RefSeq and is a predicted model, not a curated record. The transcript has a single exon.
AUGGCUGUCACUUGGCAGUAUGAUUACAGCAUCAGUAGUUCGCGAAUUACUCUUCUGAUUGCAAUGGGAACUUGUCCGCAACCAAUAUGCUACAAACACAUGGACCGCCUAACCCACCGCUCACCAGCACCCAUCCGACCGAACCACCACGGAGUAACACGCCAUUGCAUACCUCAUAUUCAUCUGCUUCAACAAUGGAUCCCAUUAACUCUUUCGCACAAUGGCAAAUCGGGCAACAAAAUGCCAACAAGCUUUGGAUUUCAUCUAAUUAAGUCUGUUGUUGUAUUUGACAACACUCAUAGUGGCUUAAAGCAUCUCUAG